This is a messenger RNA of Trypanosoma rangeli, 2049 nucleotides long. RefSeq names its product putative katanin. Gene Ontology annotation, molecular function: ATP hydrolysis activity; ATP binding; microtubule severing ATPase activity. The transcript has a single exon. Lineage: Eukaryota; Euglenozoa; Kinetoplastea; Trypanosomatida; Trypanosomatidae. Gene Ontology annotation, biological process: microtubule severing. Gene Ontology annotation, cellular component: microtubule cytoskeleton. The coding region runs from base 1 to 2049 and encodes 682 amino acids. The record is from RefSeq and is a predicted model, not a curated record.
AUGGAUGAGGACCUUAGUUUGCAACAUGCUAUUUAUUCAUCAUUGAAGAGUAGCCAACCGUAUGUGCAGCAUAUGCAGACACGUGGUCUUUCAACUAAUAGUUCGUUAACAGUGAAUCGGCCUCGCAACGGUUUGCGCAAUGCCCUUCUACGUGAAGGUAUUAUGCCUACAAUUCCGCGAUCUGUUCAAGCUAGAAAUGUGUUCACUAUUUCGAGUUCACAGUAUCGUGAUUCUUUGCAGCGAUCCGAAAGGACAGGGCCUCUAGAUGAAAAUCCAACUUCAGCAACUGCACCCGUGCAGUUUCAACCGCCAAGCGAUCGCGUUCCAGGGUGGACUCAAAUGUAUACAGGAGGCCGCAUUCAACGACAAAACACUUUGGGUUCGCAGUUGGUAUUUAUAGGUACGGAAGUUCAUUUGGAACAAACUCCAAAAAUUAAUUGCAGUGAUUUGUUGUUACUUCGGGCAGUAGCUCCACUGCCCAAUGAUCAAAGUAUGUGCUGUUUUAGUGCACAAGUACAAAGUCUGGUUUCUCCAGGGCAUUAUGCCAUGUUUGGUAUGGGAGUCACACCCAAUGCCGGAGAGGAAAUGCAUGGGUUUCCGCUGGUUUUAGUUCAUUUUGACGCAUCCGGAGCUUCUUUUAUUUCAGUGGAGCGGUGGCGUGUGACAGAGCAGGAAACAUUUGAGCGUUUAACAGUUCUGGAGCCAAUGAAACCUCUUCGUCUAAUCCGAGAUCGUGUCACUUUGUCGUUAGUUAUUGUUUCGGAAUGUAUGAGCCUAUCUCUCAAUGGUGAGCUUUUUUAUCCAAUGCUUUCGGCACAAGGUGUGCGUUUGGGAGAGGCACUUCCAAUUCUUCUUUCAUCAGGUGGUAAGUUAUUGAUACGUGAUGUGGCAGUUACAGAAGGAGAUAAACCACCUGUAAAUCGAUUAUACGGAAGAGGUCCAACCUUCACAUUAUCACCGAAAAAAAGUGAUGCAGCAAAAAAAGGCCAAUGUACCGUGGAAGAGCGACAUUCUCCAGAAGGAAGGCUUUCUCAGACGGAAACUCGUUGCCCUUACACAAAAGAACGCGCCUCAGCAGUUCACAAGAAAGCAUCUAAGGAUAGACGAAAUCGCACCGUGGAUAGCGGCCUUCCCUCCAGUAUUAAUCCCGAAUUUGCACAGCGUAUUGAGUCUGAAAUUAUUGAGCAUUCUCUUAAUGUAAAAUGGGAGGAUAUUGCAGGAAUUUCCGAUGCAAAGCGAGUAUUAAAUGAGGCGGUGAUUCUUCCACUUUUGGUACCUGAACUGUUUACAGGAGUUGUAAAACCAUGGAAAGGUGUACUGUUGUUUGGGCCUCCUGGAACAGGAAAGACGAUGCUUGCUCGAGCUGUGGCUACAAGCGCAAAAACAACAUUUUUUAAUAUAAGUGCAUCGAGUAUUAUCAGUCGAUAUUUUGGAGACAGUGAAAAAAUGGUUCGGACACUAUUUCAACUUGCCCGCCAUUACGCGCCUUCGACAAUAUUUUUUGAUGAAAUAGAUGCUCUUAUGUCUUCUCGAGGUGGAAAUGAGCAUGAAGCUAGUAGACGCGUGAAAAGUGAGAUGCUUCAGCAACUUGAUGGAUUAGCCACUGAAAGUGAAAAACGUGUGAUGGUUCUUGCUACGACAAAUCGUCCAUGGGACUUGGAUGAGGCUAUGCGGCGGCGUUUAGAAAAGCGUAUUUAUAUACCUUUGCCCGACGCAGAAGGCCGUUUGGAACUUCUUAAGAAGCAGACUUCCUCCAUAUCAUUGGAUCCUAAUGUUGAUUUAAGUAUUAUAGCUGGUGAACAAACUGUAGGAUUCAGUGGCGCAGAUUUGAACUUAUUGGUUCGUGAUGCAGCGAUGAUGCCGAUGCGCAAACUCAUUGCUGACCGAACACCUGCCGAAAUUGCAGCUAUGAAAGAAGAUGGAAGAAUGGUAUUGCUUCCUGUUACAAUGCAGGACUUUGAAGAAGCAGUAAAAAAGAUUCAACCCUCUGUUUCUCAACAGUCUCUUAAGGAUUUUGAGAGAUGGGCUGAAGAACUUGGGUCCACAUGA